AAAGUCUCUUAGUCAUUCUCCUCAAUGUUAACGUAACUACUCAAUUAGCCUUUUAUUCUUCUUUCUCAACCAAGCCACACGUUUAUGUACUCACCCAACUUUCUCCACCUUACAUUCAAUUCUAUUUAUAUCACACACCUUCCCUUCAUCCUUUUACACCAAUCUCUUUCUUCUCUAACUCAUAAAUUUUCUUCUUUUCAACCUUUUUUCUCUUCAUAACCAAAAAAAAUAAUUAAAAAUGGUGAGUGUAGCUACUGUUGAAGCCCAAAAGGUAGAGAUAUCAUCUUCUGUAAUUCCUUCAAAUCAAAAUCAACCAUCUGAAGAGCUACAUGUAUUUAGAUCAAAAUUACCAGAUAUACAAAUUUCUAACAACAUCCCACUUCACGUCUAUUUGUUCGAAAGGCUAUCGGAGUUUGAAGAAAGGACAUGUCUUAUAGCAGGAAACAGUGGAGAAACUUUCACUUUUGCUGAAACUCAUCUCAUCUGCCAGAAAAUUGCUGCUGGUUUAACAAACGUAGGCAUCAAAAAGGGAGAUGUUAUCAUGACUUUUCUUCAGAACUGUUCGGAAUUCGUGUUUACUUUUCUUGCAUCUUCUAUGAUUGGAGCUGUUAUCACUACGGCGAAUCCGUUUUACACAAAAUCAGAGGCUUUUAAACAACUAAAAGCCUCUAAUGCGAAAUUAAUAGUUACUCAAUCGCAGUAUGUGGAUAAAUUCCGCGAUCCUGCGGAGAAUGAUCCGAAAAUCGGAGAAGAUUUUUCGGUUGUCACAAUUGAUGAUCCGCCAGAGAAUUGCUUGCAUUUCUCUGUACUAUCGGAAGCUAAAGUAGAGGAUAUGCCAAAAGGAGUUGUUAUCCAACCUGACGACCCUGUGGCUCUGCCGUUUUCGUCAGGGACCACGGGGUUGCCAAAAGGAGUGAUAUUGACUCAUAAAAGUUUGAUCACAGGGGUUGCUCAAUUAGUCGAUGGCGACAACCCAAAUCUUUUCUUGAAGCACAACGACGUGGUGUUGUGUGUGCUUCCUUUGUUUCAUAUAUUCGCGUUGAAUUCGGUGCUUUUAGUAUCGUUAAGAGCCGGGGCUAGUGUUCUGUUGAUGCAAAAAUUCGAGAUAGGUGCGCUGUUGGAGCUGAUACAAAAGCACCGUGUGUCAAUAGCUGCUGUAGUUCCGCCCCUGGUUCUUGCAUUGGCGAAAAAUCCAAUGGUCGAUUCGUUCGAUUUGAGCUCGAUACGGCUCGUGAUGUCCGGGGCCGCGCCACUGGGGAAAGAGCUGGAGGAAGCACUCCAUAAAAGAGUUCCGCAAGCCAUAUUCGGACAGGGAUAUGGUAUGACAGAGGCAGGACCAGUAGUAACAAUGUGUCCAGCAUUUGCAAAACAGCCAUUUUCAACCAAAUCCGGUUCAUGUGGCUCUGUGGUUCGAAAUGCGGACCUCAAGGUGGUUGACCUGGAAACCGGUGGCUCCCUUGACCGCAACCAACCCGGUGAAAUUUGUAUCCGCGGUUCUCAAAUCAUGAAAGGUUAUCUGAAUGAUGAUGAGGCCACUGCACGGACCAUUGAUGUCGAUGGAUGGCUCCACACCGGCGAUGUAGGAUAUGUUGAUGACGAUGAUGAAAUAUACAUCGUCGAUAGAGUCAAAGAGCUCAUCAAGUUCAAAGGUUUUCAGGUGCCACCAGCUGAGCUUGAGUCUCUUCUAGUAAGCCAUCCAGAUAUUGCAGAUGCUGCUGUUGUGCCGCAAAAGGAUGAUGCUGCAGGGGAAGUUCCGGUUGCAUUUGUAGUCCGUUCGGGCCAAGGAUUUGAUCUUACUGAAGAAGCUAUAAAGGAAUUUAUUGCUAAACAGGUGGUAUUUUAUAAAAAAUUACACAAGGUAUAUUUUAUUCACGCCAUUCCAAAGUCUCCAUCUGGAAAGAUACUGAGGAAAGAAUUAAGAGCCAAAUUAGCUAGCCGCGACACCAUAGUGAUAUGAUAAUGCACUCCUCAAAAAGCUGUCCUCUCAAAGUCCAUACGUGUAUCGAAGAGAUCAGACUUUGGGAAGGAAUCACUGCUAGAAGGCUUAACAAUUAUGUAUCAAGCCUCAUAUAUCCAAUGAUUAAAUAUGUGAAUGUUGUUCCAAUUUUUGUGUGAAGUCUUUGGAUUCUUUGAAAGGAAAACUUUCUAUUUUAUAAAUUCACGCACCAUAAUUUGUUACCCUA
This is a messenger RNA of Solanum dulcamara, 2183 nucleotides long. Its product is annotated as 4-coumarate--CoA ligase 2. The transcript has 6 exons. The coding region runs from base 239 to 1957 and encodes 572 amino acids. The record is from RefSeq and is a predicted model, not a curated record. Gene Ontology annotation, molecular function: 4-coumarate-CoA ligase activity. NCBI's taxonomy places the organism in Eukaryota, Viridiplantae, Streptophyta, Magnoliopsida, Solanales, Solanaceae.